Molecule: messenger RNA, 5576 nt
Organism: Dendrobium catenatum
Lineage: Eukaryota; Viridiplantae; Streptophyta; Magnoliopsida; Asparagales; Orchidaceae
Product: protein MODIFIER OF SNC1 1
Exons: 9
Coding region: 254-4975 (1573 amino acids)
Biological process (GO): epigenetic regulation of gene expression
Source: RefSeq, a predicted model, not a curated record
AGCCUUUUCUCAAGCUUCAUUCUUGGCACGGGAGAGAUUUCUGCAUCAAACCCUUCUCUCUUUCUCUCUCUCUCUCUCUCUCUCUCUCUCUCUCUCUCUCUCUCUCUUCGUCUCCUUCUCUCUUCUUGCCUUCGUUAACGUUGGCUUUCUGGGCUACGGAUUGUACAGUUUGGGGCGUAGCGCUUCGUUGCAUCAUUAUUCCAGGCUCAUAUUAUUGGCAGUUGGAUGAUUUUGCACCGAAAUCAAGUAACACAUGGCUUCAAGUAUGCUACCGGCUGAACGAAGGUGGACUUCUACAAGGAAAUCUGGCAUGACAGUGUUGGGAAAAGUUCCCAAACCCAUUAACUUACCUAGUCAGAAGUUAGAAAAUCAUGGGCUGGAUCCUAAUGUUGAAAUUGUUCCCAAGGGUACGCUUACAUGGGGCACCCGGCCAUUGUUGGCUGCAUCAAGUGCAUGGGGCUCCUCAAAUUUGUCAUCUCCUCGGGCUGAUGGUAAUAUGGGUUCACCAAUCCAUGCUAAUGGUCGUCCAUCAUCUGGUGGAAGUGGUACUCGUCCAUCAACUGGUAGUAGUGAGAGGUCUAGUGAGCCUGUUUCUAGUUCAUGGGGUUCAAGUUCACGCCCAUCAUCAGCAUCAGGGAUACUUCCAUCCAGCCAUAUGUCAGUAGCUGCAAAUCGUCCACGAAGUGCUGAGACUAGACCCAAUAGCUCUCAUUUAUCGCGAUUUGCAGAAAGUUCAACUGAUGGUAUUGCAUGGGGAGCAGCAGGAACUUCGGAGAAAUUUCAGUCUGCUGAGGUAUCCAAAAGAAGUGACUUCACUCUGAGCUCGGGAGAUUUUCCUUCGUUGGGAUCAGAAAAGAGUGAUGAGCCAAAGUCACAACAAGGUCAAACCCCCAAAGCUCCCACUCCUGCAUUGGGUGCAUCUUCAAGUUCGAAAGGAACGACCGAAUCUCUUUUAACCAGUGGUAAUGGAAAUCCAGGUCUGGCUCUGCAUGGAAAUUUUAACAGCUGGAAUGCAGAUACUCAUCCACAUGCUGGAGAAGGAUCUUCAAGUAGAACAGAGAACUGGCAUAGGGAAAAUCACAGUCCACAGCAUCUAUUAGACGCAAGUAUGCCAGCUCGACAAUAUGGGCCUUGGCAUGGUCCUCCUGCUCACCAUUCUAAUGUAGUUUGGUAUGGAGGGCACGAGGCUGGUGGUUUUUAUAGACCACCAUUUGCUCCUCCGGGUAGUUAUCAUGCUGAUCCAUAUUAUCCUUAUGUUCCAGCUGGGGCUCUACCUAAUACUCAAGCUUUCCCAAGAGCAGAAGCUAUUCCAGAUGGAAUCCACCUUAAGAAAGGUGAAGCCUAUAGGCACAGGCCUCCAGAAUCAUACAUUGCACACGGACAGUCAGGGAACCCUAUAAGGCCUGGAGUAUAUCCUGGCCCAGUUCUUUAUGAAGGAUGCUAUGGACCCACUCAGUCGAGCUUUGACAAUUCCUCUGAGCAAGAUGGUUCCACUUUGGGAAUGCCAGGGCAGUAUGGUGUUCAUAACCAACAUCUUUCUGAAAAUCUGAGAUAUCAACCUUGGAGGUUUCAUGCACAGCCUGAUGGAUCUGGUCCAGUGAUGACCAAGCAACAGAUGAUCUCUAGCCAAGCAAAUGGAACUCAAGGACAAUAUAAGGUUCUACUAAAACAUCAUGGAAGUCCAGAAGAGAAAGAUAUAUUUGGGAAGGAGCACACUGUAACAGUUUGGUCUGCUGCUCAGAGGGGAAAGCAACCUGGUUUCUCAACAACAGAGCCAGGCUUGCUAGACAAUGGCUACAAACAAGAACAAACUACUGAAGAAUGGCACGAUGAGGUUUCCCAUUCUCAACAUCCUAAUGAUUUGGUAGAUCAGAAUAAUAAAAACUCUUCUGGAACUUCCAAGUAUGCUGGUCAAAAUGUAAAGAAGAAGCUAGAUAAUGCAGCUGUCCACAGUAGUGAUCAACAGAAUGCCAUUGUUAAAAAGAAUGCCAGUCUCAUGGAAAAGGUUGAAGGCUUGAAUAGUAAAACACGGGUUGUGGAUGUCCACCUUGAGGGCGAAAAUUUUCCUACAAAGGAGAUGAGAAGUAAUCAAAAUUCAAGCAGUGAUGAAGGUCAUUUUGAGGAGGUUGGUCCAGCAAAUUCUAGCUCUGCUGACAAUUCUAGAAAUGUAGGUGCAAGCAAGUUGAACACACCUACAAAAGUUAUAAUACAUGAGUCAGUUCUUGAGCUGAAACCUACUCAUCAAUGGGAUGAACUGGUCAUUGAGCCUGGUAAGUCAAACUAUUCAGAAGAUUGUGGGCAGUCACAGUCUCAUAACCAGAAGAGAGUCCGUAACACAAAAGGGAGGGUUGAUCAGCACGGAAAAUUGAAAUUUGGUAGUUAUGGUGCCAAUGAUACGAAUAAUACUCUUGAAAGGGAUUCUUUUGAGAAAACUAGAGUGGCAACUGGUAAAAGUGGAUAUUUGUUAUCUAUACCUCAUUCACAUGCAUCUCAAGUGGUUCCUGAGGACCAGGGUUCUCAUCUUAGUUUCAAUUCUGUCAGUGAUCCAUCCUCUUUGAAAUCUGUUGAUCUUGAUGUCCAGCAGCAUUCUAAGCUAAAAGAACCGGCAAUGCAGCGUGCCAUAGAACUCCAGAAGGAAGAGGAGGAGCGAACAGCUGAGCAGAAGGCAAAAGCUCUGGUUAAAUUAUCUGAAUUGAACAAGCGAGUAUCAGCAAAUUCAAAGCAUAAUUCAAGACAUGAUCAACCACUGUGCAAUGACAACCCAAUUAAGCCUGACACUACAUCUGGUAAGGAUGUGAAAUCUAAUGCUGUUAGCCAAACUCUCCAUGGUGGCUCUUUGUGUGAUUCUCAAGUGAAAAAGCAUCCUAAUGACGGCAACAUUAUUAAGCUCAGAGAUCCAGCUUAUUUAUCAUUUACUCAGCCUACUGGGACUUCAGACUCUGUCAAAGCUCAUGUGUCCAUAGGUGAGCAGUCAAGGCAAUUGUGUCAAGAGGGUACUCCAGAAAUUAUUACAGCAAGAUCUGCCUCAGAUUUGCAGGACAGUAUCGUUUCAAAACGUAAACAAGCAUGGAACAGAAGAAGACGAAAUUUUACAGAUGAGCGUAACCAGUCUGAGAAGUUUACCAAUUCUGAGAGUAGUGGGAACACAAAAUGUGCUUCCAUGGUCAUUGAAGAGGCAUCAGACGGUCUUGAAAUUCAAAGCAGUGAUCCCCCUGUUCAGGUUAGUAAGAAUAAUCGUGGUCCCAAGUAUAAGAAUAAGUUGAGUGAUACUCAAUUAAACUCAACGCAUCUUGAAGGCUACUCGGGAAAAUUUGAUGUGGAUAGUGAUGAAAUCAAGCACUCACCCAAAUUGUUGGAACCUCUGUCAGUUGCAGAAAAUAAUUCGAAUGAAAUCAUGAGAGGUCAGGAUUCCAUUGAUUUAAUGGUUGAACCUAAUCAAGCUGGGCCUGAACCAACCAAAAUAACUACCGAGAGGGCAAGCAACUGGAAACAUCAACCUCAUAGGAACUCAGCGAGGAACUUGCAAUCUGAUAAAGCAAAUGCGAAGUAUCAAGGUAGCGAAACUGUGGUCUGGGCGCCUGUAAAGAUGGUAAGCAAGGAUGGAUCAUCUGAAGUUCACAAGAGCAGUGCAAAUGAAGUAACAAAUCUUCCAGAUGGGAAGAAUGCACAAGACAUGCAUAAUGGCGCAAAAGCUAGAAGGGCAGAGAUAGAGAGAUAUGUUCCUAAACCCAUUGCAAAAGACUCCCAGCAGUCAUCUCCCUCAAUAGCUCCAUCAUCUUCUGCUGAUAAGAUGGGGAAGCGUGAAUUGGCUUCAGCAAGUGCUGUAACUGGCAGAGAUGUUAGCUCUACGGUUGCAAAACCUGCAUUGAAUUCUAUGAAUACAGAAGAUACUAAGCAAAGCAGGCAUGGCAAGACACAACCGUCAUGGCGUCAAAGAAAUUCUGGCGAGUCUCCAUCACUUGAACAGUGUGUACUAGAAGGUAGUCUAUCCUCUGGAUCUUCUAAAUUUCUUGAGAAGACAUCUGAGCUCCACCAUUCAAGGCCUGGUGAUGAUGUGCAUGUUGAAGGUGGUAAUAAUCUGCAGGGUGAGUCUAUAGGCAUUGUUGAAGAUCACGGGAUGACCAGACAGAGAAGACAGCAAUUUAAAGAAGUCAGGGUUGAUGGAAGCAGCUGUACUCCUCAUAGCAAAGUCUUACAGGGUGAAGUGCCUAACAAAAAAGAAAUGCAGUCUGCAGCUCCAGCUGACUCUGGUGAGAGGAAUCAUUCAAGAAAUGAAAGCCAGAAUGCUUCUUCUGGUCAUGUGAAGUCUCAUUGGCAACCUAAAUCUCAGGUUCAUUCCCAGCAGUAUGUGCAUGGUUAUAAAGGCAGUGGAGGGCAGAAAGCUGCUGAGAAGAUGAUGCCUUCACGAACCAUAGAGAAAAAUCUUGACGACAGUGGUUCUGUUGUUCAGAGAAACAUGAUUGAAGUAGAUGACAUGAAACAUCAUGAGGCCUAUAGAGAAAUAAAGGCAAUACCAAAUGAGCUGAAAAAUCAGGAGGGUGCCAAGGAAAGAAAGGUAAUGUACCAGCCUUCAAAAGAUCAAAAUCAGUUCAUAGACUCUGAUUUGACCGCCCCUACUGAAUCAGCUUCUGCAAACGCUAACAUUCACCAAGACUAUCUUGGUGUGCCUCGACGCGGACAAAAUCGUGGUCAUUUUCCUAGAGGGGGAGAUGCUAUGUAUGGAGGCAGUAAAAAAGCUCACUUGACGAGGAAUGCUGAACAGCAUUUUGAGUACCAGACCGGUUACAAUAAAGAUGGUGACAUAUUUCAUGAGAACUUCAGUCCCUCUGAAGAACCAUCAGAAGCUCACAGGGUUUCAUCUGGAUCAAGAUAUGGCAUGCAAGGUCGCAACCACUCUAGGCGAGCUGGUCAUUUCUAUAGGCCUCAGCGCGGUGCUUCAGUUCGUGUGAACGGUGCUUAUGACAUUGGAGGGUGAGUUGCAGAUUGCUCUAAAUGCCAUAACGGUCUGAUUUUAGCUACAUAAAAGUAAACCUUGCAGUCUGUGAGAUCUGGAGCUUAUGGUGGACUUUAUGUUGAUGGCAGAGAUUCUGAUGGUUGAGUUGCUUUCAGGCCUGAGCUAUCUCACAGGUUAGUUUAUGCAUUGGAUGUAUUGGUGAUUUUUUUUGGUUUUUCUCAGAACUGUUUUGCCCUUUUUAUCUAACUUGGAUCCUUCUCUUGGGAGAUGCAACUUGAGUUUAAUAGUUUAUCCUGGGAAGAUGGAUUCUGUUAUGGUUCUUUUUUCCUUCUUCUGUUCUUCCCUAAUUGUCUCAGUUGCUUCUUUGGAAGUACUUGGAAGUGGCAAUUUGUGUAUAUACUGUCCCGAAGAAUGGACAUUACUCUACAUCCAGACUGUUUGGAAAAAAUGAAGGUCUCUUUACCUUGCUUUUCUGAGCAGAGGGGGACUUUUGCGCAAAACUUUCUGUUCAUCUGCUUGAUGGGAUUUCAUGUUUUGUCGAGAUUUCCAACUUUUAGGACAGUUUGUUUUGGUUCAAACAUUUGGAAAUCUGUUUUAGCUGAAUUUUGGCAUUGGUUUUAUG